AUGCCAGAUGUUCUGGCAGUUUGGAAUCCAUUGCCUGCAGUGGUGUUCAUGCGAGAGGAGCUGCUACCCGCGCAAUAUUUGGAGCUGCCGGAUGUGAAGCUAACGCCCUACUUGGCGGUAUGGGUGGUUCGGACCAAACGCGAAGGCGCGGAGAGAGGCGAAGCCUUCACAAACGACAUCACGGCCUUCCACGUGCGACUGGAGUGCAAGAUCCUGCCGGACUUGGCGGAGGCCACGCGGAGGGUGACCUACAUCGACAAGGCCAACAAUGGCCAGGUGCAGACGGUGUUCUUGCUGAAGCACGACUUGACAAUUUGGUCCAUGCCGCUGGACAAGACCGCCAAAUGGGAGAAGGUGCUGCUCACAGAGGGCAUGCGCAUCGUCAAGAUUGGGCCCGAGGACUCGGAAGAGAACCAGAACCUGCAGAAGGGCGUGGCGCUGCAUCCUUUGGCGUUGCUCUCCCGGUGUUUUAGCGUCUACCGCGGGCACUUGGAUUUGGUGCUAGUUGCCACGCAGGAUUUGUCGCCCAUGUUCAAGGAGGACUGCCAAGAGUUGCAGGAGGCCUGCAAGGCCGAGGGCCUGGGCCCGGAGACCAACGGCUACUGGCCCCCCCACCGGAUGUUCGACCAGAGCUACGAGAAGACGAUCUGCGUGUAUCGGUCGCUGAAGCUCCCGCUCUUGCGCCUUGGCCACGAAGGCGGACACGACUGA
Effrenium voratum is the source of this 711-nucleotide messenger RNA. The record is from the annotation of a GenBank genome assembly. NCBI's taxonomy places the organism in Eukaryota, Dinophyceae, Suessiales, Symbiodiniaceae.